Molecule: messenger RNA, 786 nt
Organism: Guillardia theta CCMP2712
Lineage: Eukaryota; Cryptophyceae; Pyrenomonadales; Geminigeraceae
Exons: 4
Coding region: 1-786 (261 amino acids)
Source: RefSeq, a predicted model, not a curated record
AUGGGGCGCAUAGCUGUGGUGGGAUGGCUGCUGGCGCUCGUGCUGGCAUGUGUAGGGGGGGACGAUGGAGGAGGAGCAGAGCCGAUGCGUAUGAAUGUGUGGAAGGGAGACAUGAUGAUGCUGGGCACGCCAGAGGCGCUAGAUCGCAACCCUGGCGACGUGUUUCUCCAUCCUUUCGGGCACGGAGCCUUCAACAGGACAUUUGUUCUCGACGAUGCUCUGCUGCAUGCCGAGAAAACGGUCGAGUCUUGUCUCCUUGGUCUGGCCUGCGAGCAAUGGGGGCAGGAUUACUCUCCAGGAAGAUAUCUAGCAGCGCCCUCGGAGACUCGAAUGAAAGUUUGGCGAGCAGCUGCAUGGAGCCAUGCUCUCAAGCAAGCGCGAGGGUGGAAGGAAGACAGGAUCAUCUUCGACUACCUGCUGGAGUCGCCUGCAUUUCUGCAAGAGAUGCAGAGGAGAAGAGAGACUCAAAGCAACCUCUUGGCUCAGACUCUGCCUCCCGUACCUCCAGGCUUGUUCGCUGAGUCCGGCGAGUCACGCGAGGUCAUCGAGGCAGCAGGGAACGAAUCGCUGGCAGGGGAACGGAGGGAAAGGCUGUUGCAGUAUGGCUUUGGCACAGAUGUGCGAUUCGUCAAGUUCUCCGAGGGCUUGUACAUUAACGUGACUGGCUUUCACUGGUAUGACUGCCGUGUUCCAAGAAACCGAAACAAGAAGCCGCUCCCUCAACCACCGCCGGAACUUGUGUUACGGUCCAGCAAAAAGGGACAAGAGUCAGGCGCAGAGAGGUGA